UUGGGGUGCGGAUCCGUGCUUUGUUCUCGGUAGCCUGUUUUGUUUUGAUUUUGUCGGUUUUUACUCCAGUCAGCGUUUGUUGCUAUAAUGUAGUUUGAAUUAGCCGCGAGUUAACUCAAUAGAGCGUGCGUGAGUGUUAAUUUUCAGCCACCAUCAUGGGGUGUAGCUGCUCGACCGAAAGCGAAGAUGACGAACGGGAAUUUUAUCCCCAAGGAACGAGCCGUCAUCGCGGGCAAAACGAAAACAAUCCCUCUUCAGCUGGAUCAAGAGUGCACAUUAUUUCACCUUAUUCACCAGGGGCUAGCCGUCCCGCGCCGUCACCUUUUCAUGAAAGUUUUGUGCCCAGGCCACGGUUAUCAACAUCGACUACGGUUACGACGUUAUCUAGUAGAACAACAAUUUCGCCGCAGCCGAUUUUCAUAAAUGAUCUCAUCACACCUAGGCCAGCAACUAGACCAUCAGCAAAGCCAGUUGCUCCGGUUCACGUGAAGCCAUCGGCCACCUCCAGAUGGUCCGACGCUAGAUCCUGCCAGGCCUGUGGGGAUCCGGAUCAUUCGAAAUCGGACUGCCGCUAUCGAGAUCGAUUGUGCUUCAACUGUCGACAGGAGGGACACAUCAUCCGGAUUUGUCCGGCCAAACAGAGGAACCAAAAGCAGAGCAAUAAUCGUGGCAAAGGCGGUCCUAAGGGGAAGAAAGUGAGAACCAGAAGACACUAACAAGAGGGGUAGUUGUUUACUCUAAAUGGGUGACAAUAAAGUUCCCAUAUAUAUUUUUUUUAAUGCUUCAAAAUUGUAACCCUGCUUAAAGAUAAAUUACAAUCAGUGACAAAAGUUGGUAAUCAAGAACAAUUUCCAGUAUUGUUUUGCUCAUGUGUGUUCUUGAAUGGAUGAUUUAUGAAGAAAAAUUGAAGUGACUGAUACCAUUUGAGUUCAUUAAGAUUUUCGUAAAGCUAUUUAAAAAAAAAAAACAAAUGUGUCGAACCCAUUUAAAUUUUUAUCAUCAUAAUUUAUUGAGACAAAAGUACGUAACCUUAAAAGAAGAAAGAGCUAAAGUUCACAAAAUUCAAAAGUAAAACAAGUUAAAGCAUAACGUAUCUCUAAACUCAAAGAAGAUUCAAAUGAAUUAUUCGACCAUCCUUCAAUAUGCUAUCAAUAAAUAUUCAAAUACCCUAUCAAUAUUUAAAUAACAUUGAUCACCGGAGUAGCUUUGAUCAACAUGAAAUUUUUCCACAUAAUCAUCAACAACUAAGUCUUAAGUUAAAAUAUCUUUAAAUGUUUUUCUUUGUUUAAAAACCUUCAUUUUGAGUUUCAAAUUGGGAAAACUUGGUUUGUUAUUGAAAAUUUCAAAUGUAAGUAAAAAUGUUAUAUCAAAAUCUUGAAAUUUCUAAUUUUUCGAAGGCUUGUAGACAAACACUCUUUCCGAUGAAAUCAAAGCGUUUAGAAGCAGCAGGUUGAUCAAUGUAACAGUUCAAAAUUUUUCCUGAGUAAAUUUAUAGUUUUGGUGGAGUUUUUGUUGUAUUUUGAGGUAAAUUUUUGAUAUUUAAAAAAUAGGGACAUUUUCCAAGAGCUAACUAGGUUACGACAAAAGGCUAGAAACCCUACCAAAUGAAAAAGUUUGAAGGAAAAAAUAAAGUGGAAUAGUGCGAGGGACAAGAGAAUUGAAUGAAGGCAAAAUUUCAUUUUUUGUGUAGUUAAUUUUUUAUAUAAAUAACUAAUAUUAAAAAAAAUGAGCCCCUAAUAAUGCAGCAUCAUUGUCCAUCUUUCGAUUUUAUUUGUUGUUCGGACUUAACACACGAAUUGUCUAAGUUUAUCAAUUACUAGCAUUUGUACAAAUUAGGAAGAUGUUUUGUAUUCUUUAUGAUCAAAAAAAUUCGUUAAAACCGUCAAAAUAGAGACUGAUCUAUGUUAGCCCAAAGCAUCAAAUUCUAAACAAAGUCGAAAUCGAUUUUUAAAUCAAAUUUAACCUAGUCUAAUAAAUUUCUGCAGCCAUGUUUUACGUUCAUAAGAGUCCAGUUCUAGUUUUAAAAUAUAAAGACAUACACCGUCUUAGCCGCUUUAGGCUUUACAGACUGAAUAAAUGACGUGGACAACUUAAGAUUAACAUUUAACACCCAGUACCGAGAUGGGAAUCGAUCCCAUGCCAUCAGUGGACCAGCGAUUACCGUCUUACCACGCUAACCACUCGACCACCGAGACGUACAUGAGACAUGCCACAUUCCCCUUAACAGAAAAAAUAAUCGAGAAAUGUUGAAAAAAGUGAUCAAUCCUAUCUCCUUGUACGGUACUACUUUUCGUGGAGAAAUUGCGUUUUGCACAUGAUAACUACUUCCAAUAUAGGUUUAAAGCCGAAAAAUCGCUCAUUUUGAUCGAGAGUUAAUACUGAACCUAAACGCCUCAAAAUACUUCCAAACCCUCAAAUUUUAAUUCCAUUGAGUAGUUUGAAAGGCAAGUUGAAAUUUUCCGAAAAAAAAAUGUUUUCAAACAAUUCAGAAGUGGAAAACAACAGUUAAGUGAAUCUGAGAGUGUACUCUAUCUACAGUGUCUAGAAACCUUAAUAAUAACAAAAAUUGUCAUAGUCGAUGCUUGAUUUGGUAGUUGUUUUAUUUUUGAAUUUUAAUGAAUUUAACAAAAAUUGUCAUAGUCGAUGCUUGAUUUGGUAGUUGUUUUAUUUUUGAAUUUUAAUGAAUUUAUACUUUUUCCUAAUAUGGAUUCUGAUGAUGAAAAUGGAGAUCUAAAGAAUUUAUUUUAAGCUAUUCUUGUUUUUUCGUAUAAACCUUACAGCAAUGAUCUCAAAGACCGAUACUAGUUGUUAGAUUGAUUUAUAGUUCUGAAUUGUUGAAGUAUUUUUAAAACUCUGGGAACUUUAUUGCCACCCUGUAUGAUAGAUGUACCAUUGUUGUUGUAGUUCUCUAGAAGUGAUGUCGAUAAAAAGUUUUAUUAAAACUUUAUUCACUUGGAUUGAUGAAAAAGAGUUGAACAAGAUAAGAUUUUUUUAAAUCUACAUUUUAAACAAACGAGUUGUUGAAACCCAUGUUACACUGAAGAUCCAGCAACA
Molecule: messenger RNA, 3054 nt
Organism: Uranotaenia lowii
Lineage: Eukaryota; Metazoa; Arthropoda; Insecta; Diptera; Culicidae
Exons: 2
Coding region: 156-716 (186 amino acids)
Molecular function (GO): nucleic acid binding; zinc ion binding
Source: RefSeq, a predicted model, not a curated record